UUUCGUUCCCCCUCCCCAUAACUUUCACUUUCGCUCCUUCCCCCCUCCCCCCAAGCCGCUCUCGCGCUCUUUCACCACUUUCACUUUCUUCUCCCGGAACUUUCCCUUUUCCACUUCCGCUUUUCCCGCGUUUUCCUUUGGCUCCGCCCCCCCAGGCCCCGCCCACCUGCGAGUCACCGGCCAAGGGCCCGCCGAGGUCACCGAGGGGGGAACCGGCCACGGCGCCGGAGAGAUCCAGCAGGCGGCGAAAGGCCGGGACGAGUACGUGGCCACCUUCAAAGGCAAUGAGUUCUUCUGCUACGACCUGUCGCACAACCCCAUCCAGAGCAGCACGGACGAGCUGACGCUGUCGUUCCGCACGGCGCAGCGCAACGGGCUGCUGCUGCACACGGGCAAGGCGGCCGACUACGUCAACCUCUCGCUCAAGAGCGGCGCCGUGUGGCUCGUCAUCAACCUGGGCUCCGGCGCCUUCGAGGCGCUGGUGGAGCCCGUCAAUGGCAAGUUCAACGACAACGAUUGGCACGACAUCCGCGUCACCCGCAACCUGCGGCAGCACGCAGGGAUCGGACACGCUAUGGUAAACAAACUGCAUUACCUGGUGACGAUCUCGGUGGACGGGAUCCUGACCACGACGGGGUACACGCAGGAGGAUUACACCAUGCUGGGCUCCGACGACUUCUUCUACGUGGGGGGGUCCCCCAACACCGCCGACCUCCCGGGGUCCCCCGUCAGCAACAACUUCAUGGGCUGCCUCAAGGAUGUGAUCUACAAGAACAACGACUUCAAGCUGGAGCUGUCGCGCCUGGCGCAGGAGGGGGACGCGCGGGUGACCCUGCACGGGGCCCUGCUCUUCCGCUGCGAGCCGGUGGCCGCUCCGGAGCCCGUCACCUUCGGCACCCCUCAGGCCUUCCUGGCGCUGCCGCCCUGGCCGCCCGCCCGCACCGGCUCCGUCUCCUUCGACUUCCGCACCACGGAACCCAACGGGCUCCUGCUCUUGGGGCAGGGGCAGGCGCCGGGGCCCGGGCCCCCCCGGCCUCACUUCCUGGCGCUGGAGCUGUUGGACGGGCACCUCUACCUGCUGCUGGCCAUGGGCGCCGGCGACACGCGGCUCCGCGCCAGCGCCCGCAAGGUCACCGACGGCGAGUGGUGCCACGUGGACGUGCAGCGGGACGGGCGCAGAG
Messenger RNA from Pezoporus occidentalis (night parrot), 1181 nucleotides. RefSeq names its product neurexin-2-like. The transcript is spliced from 6 exons. Lineage: Eukaryota; Metazoa; Chordata; Aves; Psittaciformes; Psittacidae. The record is from RefSeq and is a predicted model, not a curated record. The annotation marks the transcript as partial.